UGGAGCCGCGGGGUCGCGGCGCCCCGCGCGUCCCGGGUCAUGGCAGCGUCUGGGAAGCUCAGCACUUUCCGCCUCCCGCCUUUGCCCACCAUUCGAGAAAUCAUUAAGUUGUUCCGAUUGCACGCCAUGAAGCAGCUCUCCCAGAACUUCCUGCUGGACUUGAGGCUGACAGAUAAAAUUGUGAAGAAAGCUGGCAAUCUGACAAACGCUUAUGUGUAUGAAGUGGGUCCCGGCCCUGGUGGGAUCACCAGAUCCAUUCUUAAUGCCGGCGUGGCUGAGCUGCUGGUGGUUGAGAAGGACAGUCGGUUUAUCCCUGGGUUACAGAUGCUUUCCGACGCAGCACCUGGAAAGCUCAGAAUCGUCCAUGGAGAUGUAUUGACAUUUAAGGUGGAGAAGGCCUUCCCCGGGACGCUGAAAAGAAAAUGGGAGGAUGACCCGCCAGACGUCCAUAUUAUCGGAAACCUGCCUUUUAGCGUGUCCACGCCACUUAUCAUCCAGUGGCUGGAAAACGUUUCUCAGCAGGAUGGGCCUUUCACGUACGGCAGAACCCCGAUGACGCUGACAUUUCAGAAGGAAGUGGCGGAGAGACUGGUGGCCAGUACCGGCAGCAAGCAGCGGAGUCGCCUGUCCGUGAUGGCCCAGUACCUCUGCCACGUCCAGCACAUCCUGACCAUUCCCGGCCGGGCCUUCGUCCCCAAGCCAGAGGUGGAUGUGGGCGUGGUGCGUUUGGUCCCGCUGACCCGACCCGGCAUCCAGCAGCCCUUCAAGCUGGUGGAGAAGGUGGUCCAACACACGUUCCAGUUCCGCCGGAAGCACUGCCACCACGGACUCGGGAUGCUGUUCCCGGAGGCGCGGCGCCCAGAGAGCACGGAGGCAUUACUGCAGCGGGCGGACGUGGAGCCCACCCUGCGGCCGGGCCACCUCUCUGUCGCCCACUUCCGGCGCCUCUGCGAUGCCUACCGGCACAUGUGCGACCGCGACCCUGGACUCUUCGCGUACAACUUCCGAGAGGAACUCAGGCAGAAAAAAAGCAGACCCCAGACGGGAGAGGCCUGGCGGGAGAGCGACAGUCUGUAACGGGGGGUCCCCUGCGCGGGGACAGAAGAAGCCGCAGUGUGCCUGCCAUGACUCACUUCCCUUUCUCUGGACACCGGUGGAGAAAAACACCUAAGAUCAAGACACAGGACCAGGGGGCUGGAGCAACAGCACAGCGGGGAGGGCGUUUGCCUUGCACGUGGCUGACUCGGGUUCGAUUCCCAGCAUCCCAUAUAGUCCCCUGAGCACCGCCAGGAGUCACUCCUGAGUGCAGAGCCAGGAGUCACCCCUGUGCAUCGCCGGGUGGGACCCAAAAAGAAAAAAGCCAAAAAAACCACAGUACCGGGUUUUGCUUUUGUUUGUUUGUUUGUUUUACUAUAUAUACUGCAUAGAUAUACAUGUUUAGUAUAAACAGCAUCUAGUACAUCCUUACAAAAAUGAAGUAUCUGCACCGGGUGCCCCUAGCCCACAUUAAAAUAAUUUAAAUGUGCUUUAAAUAAAGCAAAAAAAAAAAAAAAA
This is a messenger RNA of Sorex fumeus (smoky shrew), 1554 nucleotides long. RefSeq names its product transcription factor B1, mitochondrial (gene TFB1M). Gene Ontology annotation, biological process: transcription initiation at mitochondrial promoter; rRNA methylation. The record is from RefSeq and is a predicted model, not a curated record. The coding region runs from base 40 to 1077 and encodes 345 amino acids. Gene Ontology annotation, cellular component: mitochondrial matrix. The transcript is spliced from 7 exons. Gene Ontology annotation, molecular function: rRNA (adenine-N6,N6-)-dimethyltransferase activity; mitochondrial transcription factor activity. Lineage: Eukaryota; Metazoa; Chordata; Mammalia; Eulipotyphla; Soricidae.